Ochotona curzoniae (black-lipped pika) is the source of this 3593-nucleotide messenger RNA. RefSeq names its product integrin subunit alpha 2b (gene ITGA2B). The transcript has 30 exons. Bases 372 to 3464 code for a protein of 1030 amino acids. Gene Ontology annotation, molecular function: integrin binding. Lineage: Eukaryota; Metazoa; Chordata; Mammalia; Lagomorpha; Ochotonidae. The record is from RefSeq and is a predicted model, not a curated record. Gene Ontology annotation, cellular component: external side of plasma membrane; integrin complex. Gene Ontology annotation, biological process: cell-matrix adhesion; cell adhesion mediated by integrin; cell-cell adhesion.
GUAUACUUAUGGGCUAGAAUGAAAUUAACAGUUCACAACUGCACAAGAAGAAAGAGGUGAUGGCCUAGAUUAGCAUGGUGGUGAUGGAGUUAUGAAGAUUGAAGAGACAAUGAAGAGGCAGAGCCAGCAGGACUCAGUAAAAAGCGCUGCCCAGGAAAAGGGAGGAGUCUCAGCCAUGAGCCUCCACCUCCAGGGUGGCCACAGCCCCCUCCCUGGCAGAGCUAAACACCACAUGGAUCCAGGCUGUAGCCCUUUGCCUACUGCUCAGCAGGUGCCUCUGGAUUGAUAAGGAAAGAUUUCCUGUGGUGGGAACUGAGGGGAAGGAGAAGGAGCUGACCCAUUCCUGCCUAGGAGACUGUGGCCGAAGGAAGAUGGCUAGAGCUUGGUGUCCACCGCCUGCCCUGUGUUUUCUGCAGUUGGCCCUGCUGCUCUUGGGACCUGGUGCCGGCCCUUCUGCCUGGGCCUUGAACCUGGACCCAAUGCAACUCACCUUCUAUGCAGGCCCUAAUGGCAGCCACUUUGGGUUUGCUCUGGACUUCUACAAGGACAGCCAUGGAAGCGUGGCCAUCGUGGUGGGCGCCCCGCGGACCCUGGGCCGUGGCCAGGAGGAGACGGGUGGCGUGUUCCUGUGCCCCUGGAGGGCUGAGGGCAGCCAGUGCAGCCCACUGACCUUCGAUCUCCGCGAUGAGACCAGCAACACAAGCUCCCAAAGCUUCCAGAUCUUCAAGGCCCGGCAAGGCCUGGGGGCGUCAGUCGUCAGCUGGAAAGACAUGAUUGUGGCCUGCGCCCCCUGGCAACACUGGAACGUGCUAGAAAAGUCCAAUGAAGCCGAGAAGACGCCCGUGGGUGGAUGCUUCUUGGCUCACUUGCAAAGCGGGAGCCGCGCAGAGUACUCGCCCUGCCGGGACAAGAUCAUGAGCAGCACCUACAAAGCCAAUGACUUCCAAAAUGACAAACGCUACUGCGAAGCGGGCUUCAGCUCCGCGGUCACCCAGGCCGGGGAGCUGGUGCUCGGAGCCCCGGGCGGCUAUUUUUUCUUGGGGUUCCUGAUCCGGGUUUCAAUUGACGACAUCCUUUCGAAUUACCGGCCCGGAAAACUCUUGUGGAACGUGCUCACCCAGAGCUUCACCUCCGACUACAGCCACCCCAAGUACUUCGACGGCUACCGAGGGUACUCAGUGGCCGUAGGCGAGUUCGACGGCGACCUCAACACCACAGAGUAUGUCGUCAGUGCCCCCACUUGGAGCUGGACCAGGGGAGCGGUGGAUAUCUUGGAUUCCUACGGCCAGACUCUAUUCCGGCUUUUGGGAGAACAGAUGGCUUCGUAUUUCGGGCACUCGGUAGCUGUCACUGACGUAAACGGAGACGGGAGGCACGAUCUGCUGGUGGGCGCCCCGCUGUUCAUGGUGAGCCGCCCAGACCGCAAGCUGGCCGAGGUGGGGCGCGUGUACCUGUUCCUGCAGCCAAAGGGUCCCCACCUGCUGGGCGACCACAGCCUCCUGCUGACCGGCACUGAGCUCUACGGGCGGUUCGGCUCUGCCAUCGCACCCUUGGGCGACCUCAACCGGGAUGGCUACAAUGAUGUGGCAGUGGCUGCGCCCUACGGUGGUCCAAGUGGUCGGGGCCAAGUGCUGGUAUUCCUGGGCCAGAGCGAGGGGCUGAGCUCACGUCCAUCCCAGGUCCUGGACAGCCCCUUCCCCGCGGGCUCUGGCUUUGGCUUCUCCCUGCGAGGUGCCACAGACAUCGAUGACAAUGGAUACCCAGACCUGCUGGUGGGAGCUUACGGAGUCAACAAGGUGGUUGUGUACAGAGCCCGGCCCGUGGUCAUGGCCAGCAUCUGGCUGCAGGUGCAAGAUUCGUUGAAUCCUGCUGUGAAGAAUUGUGUCCUGCACCAGACCAACACCCCCGUGAGCUGCUUCAAGAUCCAGAUGUGUGUGGGAGUCACUGGGCACAACAUUCCCCAGAGGCUAUCCCUGUCCGCCGAGCUACAGCUGGACCGGCAGAAGCCCCGCCAGGGCCGCCGAGUGCUUCUGCUGGACUCCCAGCAGGCCAGCACAAUCUUCAGCAUUGACCUGAGCGGGAAGCAGAGUCCCAUGUGUUACAACACUACAGCCUUCCUUCGCGAUGAGACUGACUUCCGGGACAAGCUGAGCCCCAUCAUGCUUAGCUUCAACGUGUCCUUACAGCCCAAGGGAGCUGGGGUGGCUCCUGACGUUGUCCUGCAUGGAGACACACAUGUUCAGGAACAGACCCGCAUCAUCCUGGACUGUGGGGAAGAUGACCUCUGCGUGCCUCAGCUGCAGCUCACUGCUAACGUGACAGGCUCCCCACUCCUGGUUGGGGCUGAUAACGUGCUGGAGCUGCAGCUGGUCGCAACCAACGAGGGUGAGGGGGCUUACGAGGCUGAGCUGGCCAUGCACCUGCCUCCUGGAGCACACUACAUGCGGGCCCUAAGCAACCUGGAGGGCUUGGAGAGGCUCAUCUGUAACCAGCGGAAGGAGAAUGAGAGCAAGGUGGUGCUAUGUGAGCUGGGCAACCCCAUGAAGAAAGCAGCAAGGAUAGGGAUAACGGUGCUGGUGAGCGUGGGGCAGCUGGAAGAGGUCGGGAACAGCGUGUCCUUCCUGCUACAGAUCAGGAGCAAGAACAGCCAGAAUCCCAACAGUGAAGUCCUGCCACUGGAUGUGCCUGUCCGGGCAGAGGCCCAAGUGGAGCUGCGGGGGAACUCCUUCCCAGCCUCCCUGGUGGUGGCAGAGGAAGGUGACCAGGAACACAACAAGUUGGACUUCAAAGUGGAGCACACCUACGAGCUCCACAACAACGGACCGGGCACUGUGCGGGGUCUCCACCUAAGCAUCCAUCUGCCAGGCCAAUCUCAGCCCUCGGACCUGCUCUAUAUCCUGGGCAUAGAGCCGCAGGGGGGCCUCCAGUGCUCCUCACAGCCCUCCCCCAACCCUCUCAUGCUGAGCUGGAAGCUGCCCACUGCCAGCCCUUCUCCCCCGCUCCCGAUCCAGCACAAGCGGGAGCGCAGGCACGCCCUGCUGCCCGAGCCCCUGCAGCCUCAGGAUCCCGUCCUAGUGAGCUGUGAUUCCGGGCCCUGCACCGUGGUCCAAUGUGAGCUGCAGGAGAUGGAGCGCGGCCAGCGAGCCAUGGUCACCGUGCUGGCCUUGCUGGGGCUGCCCCGCCUCCGCGAGAGGCCGCUGGAUCAGUUCGUGCUGCAGUCGCAUGCCUGGUUCAACGUCUCCUCCCUCCCUUACGCGGUGCCUGCGCUGAGUCUGCCCAGUGGGGAAGCUCUGGUGCAGACUCAGUUGCAGCGCAUCCUGGAGGAGCGGGCUGUCCCAGUCUGGUGGGUACUGCUGGGCGUGUUGGGCGGCCUCCUGCUGUUCACCCUCCUGGUCCUGGCCAUGUGGAAGGCUGGCUUCUUCAAGCGGAAUCGGCCACCCCUGGACGAUGAAGACGAGGAAUGACUGGACAAUCCACACUCAGUGCCUGCGGGAAGGCAGGGCCUGCCACCUGUGCUCCCUCCCCAACUCCUGCUACUGGCCCAGAUGCCCACUGGCUGGAAUGGUUCUGUAAGGGCCCCUGCUGCCUAAUAA